AUGCGCCGUCCGCGGGUGCCGCACGCGUACACCGGCAACGCCGUGCUCUGGUCGCGGCCGACUGCCACGGCAGGGGAUCUGGUGGCCAUGCUGCUGCGUCAAGUCGCCGAGCUCAUACGCCAGGAGGUUUCCCGGAUCGACGACGGCUACUUCAGGUCGUUCAUCGACUUCGCGAGCUCCGGCGCGGUGGAGAACGAGCAGCUCGUGCCGACGGCUGAUCCUUCGGAGACGGCGAAGAGCCCACACAUCGCGGUUUACAGCGUGCUCAGGUCGCCGUUCCACGAGGUCGACUUCGGCACCGGCGGUGGCAAGCUCUUCUUCUUCAUGCCUAGUUACGUCCCGGUGGAGGGCUUGGUGGUCGUCGUCCCGUCGUUCUGCAACGACGGCAGCAUCGACGCCUAUGUGUCUCUCUUCAGCCACACCGUGGACGACUUCAAGACCUGCUGCUAUUAUUCCCUGGCAGCAGCAGGAGAGGCACGCCUUUAG
Molecule: messenger RNA, 486 nt
Organism: Miscanthus lutarioriparius
Lineage: Eukaryota; Viridiplantae; Streptophyta; Magnoliopsida; Poales; Poaceae
Source: the annotation of a GenBank genome assembly